GUGCUGUGAUAUUACUCCGCGCGCCUCAAACGCUGCUCUUAAAAAAGAGACCCUUGAACGCUUCACGGAUCAUCAGAGAGGUGGAUUGUGGGUAAAGGUGUGAGUACCUGUGCGCGUGAAGGUGUCAGAGGAGAAGAGGUGGUUUUGUUUUCAGUAAACAGGGAGGGACUAGUUGACUCCGCGGAGGGAUAUGUAGGCCGCGCUGCGUGUUUUCCUUUUUGAGAAAGUGUGGAGAGUUUGUGAGAUAGAGGAGGAGGGAGCGCGAGCUGAGCGGGGUCUAAGGGUCUCAGGGGCAGCAUCACUUUCUAAACUUUGUGUCGGUGGUUUCCUGGAGUCCUCGAACCCUCUACCGGGUCUACCGGGUCCGGUUUGUUUACUCUCAGGAGCUCCAGCGCAUGCGUUUAAUCCGACGAGGCGCGCUCCAGCUGGUCCUGCUGGUCUUCACAGACUCGGUCCAGCACAUAGAAUGUUACCGAGCCGGGUCGGGUCUGCAGCAUCAGGAAACGGGGCCGCACCAGGCAGAGGAUCCACUACAGGACUCGGGUCGGGGGUCCGUCCCGUGCUGGUGAGAGCCGGGCAGGUGGUUCUGGCGAGCGGGUACAGCUCCGGGUCUGCGGGGCGACAGGGGGACUCUCUCGGGAUGCUGGGGGCUAACGGACCAGGUGGGCCGAGAGGUGUGAGACCAGGGAACGGCUCUGGGGGGACCUCCCUGCAGAGCCAGGUCCAGGGGGGCAUGGUGGCUCUGAACGCGGGAGUCGUGCUACCAGAGGGAGCGCGCUUCGAGCCGGACCGGGAGAACGCGCCCCUGUGCAGCGGGUCCGACAACGACUCUGACUCGGGGGACGAUGAGGACCCCAUGGGGUCACUCGGGGACAGCAGGAGAGGGGUGAAGAGGGAGAGAGGGGAGAUGGAGGCUGCAGUGACCGGGCAGGAGGUCGGGGUUCCUCCAGGGGGGUACGGGAUGGUUCCUGGGGGGGUCGCAGGGGCCAAACCGGGGAAGAAGACACGUGGACGCGUGAAGAUCAAGAUGGAAUUUAUUGACAACAAGUUGAGACGGUACACCACCUUCAGCAAGAGGAAGACCGGCAUCAUGAAGAAGGCGUACGAACUCUCCACCCUGACGGGGACGCAGGUUCUGCUGCUGGUGGCCAGCGAAACGGGUCACGUCUACACUUUCGCCACCCGCAAACUCCAACCCAUGAUCACGAGCGAGACGGGGAAAGCUCUGAUCCAAACAUGCCUGAACUCCCCGGACUCGCCGCCGCGCUCAGACCCCUCCAUGGACCAGCGCAUGAGUGCCACGGGCUUCGAGGAGACGGACCUCACCUACCAGGUGUCGGAGUCGGAGAGCAUGGGCGACACCAAGGACACACUGAAGCCCACGUUCACGGUAGCUAACCUCCCGGGCACCACCAGCGCCGCCCAGUCCACCGUGCCCACCACCUCCACCACCAUGCAGGUGAGCAGCGGAUCCUCGUUUCCCAUCACCAACUACAUGGCGCCCAUCUCCGGAAGCGGCAACAUCAGCGCCAACGGGACUGUCCUCAAGGCCGCCGCUGCCUCCGGGGUCAUGCAGCUGCCCGGCGGCUUCACCUUCAUGCCCGGCACUCCUCUCCCCCCCGGCACCCCCAUUCCUCUGAGCCAGCUGCAGCAGCACUCCCUGGCCCUCCAGGGGCAGCAUGGUCCGGCCCUGGCCGCCGCCCCGCAACCCCAGCAGGGACAGCAGGCCGUGUUCCGCUUCCCUGCUGCUGUCUCCCUCACAGGUCCGGGGGUUCCCCAGCAGCUCCAGGCAAUCCAGGUCCAUCCCAACACCUCCAACAGUGACAGCAGUCCAGAGAUCUCCCACACCUCCACAAACUCCACCGCAACGGUGAGUCUCCCAGCAACCAUCGUCACCUCAUCAGUGCCUACGUCUGUGGCAGGUCACAUGAUGUACCCGAGCCCCCACACGGUGAUGUACGCCUCCACGCCGACGCUGGCUGACGGGGGGCUCGCAGUGCUCAACGCCUUCUCACAGGGAACCUCCGCCAUGCAGGUGUCCCACGCACAGGGCCAGGACACAGGUGGUGUCCCUCAGGUGUUCCUCACAGCACCCCCCGGCACGGUGCAGAUCCCCGUCUCUGCGGUGCAACUUCACCCAAUGGUGAUUGGCCAGCAGUCGAGCGGCAGCAGCAGUAAUCUGACGGAGCUGCAGGUGGUGAACCUGGACGCGGCACAGAUCUCCAAGAACGACUGACGGCCAGCCGGAGCCGUCUGACGCGUGGAGGCGGAGACACAGACGGACAGAGACACAGACGGACAGACAGACAUCUCUAUUUAUUGAUGCCUUCCUACAGUUUAACUUCACACUUCUGAAUGUGACAUAUUUACACACAAUCAAAGGGCCUGUGUGUGUGACCCUUACUCAGUAUGUUUUGGUAUAUAAAUAUAUAUAUAUUCGAAAGUGCAUAGGAAAUAUAUCACUACGCCCAUCAUCGGAACAUAUUUUGAUGCCGUUGGAUGGUGUUAUUUUUUGCGUGUGUUUUUUUUUUUUUUUUGAAGAUGUGUAAUUAUUACAUGUACACACACACUGCGAGGUGCCACAGCUUCACACCAGCCAAAGAGACGUGUGUGUCUGAAUGUUCCAGUGUGAGCGACUCGUGCACGAGCCUCUGAGUGUGUGUGUGUGUGUGUUUGUGUGCGUGUGCGUGUGUGUGUGUGUGUGCAGGGGUUUGUAAAUGGGCGGGGGAGACUUAAAACAAAAAAAAAAGAGACAUUUGGAAAUGUACAUAUUUUUUUUAAUUGAUAUUUUCAGCCUGCUUUAGUUUGUGCGGCAGCAUGUAGUUGUUUUUUACGUAGUGGUUUUGUAUGUACAUGAAGAAGAGGGAUAUUUACAUGUCUGUGUAAAUUAAUUUAAAUAACAUCUUGUGUUGACACGCUGAGGCUCCACACGGAGGACGAGCGCUCCUUUAUUUUGAGACUUUUUUUCAGACUUUCCUUCGAGGAGGACGAAGACGCCGGGUCACUAAACGAUGUAAAGCUUCCAUUCACUCACUGUCAGUGUUUCAUUUCCGCUGACGUCUCCACCUUUAUUAAAUGUGACGUCCACUCUGAAUCAGAAAGUCCUCUUCAGGCUCUUUUGACGGGUGUAGAAAAGUUGAAACUGUGAAAAUCUAACGGAUCAUGACGACACGCUUCACGCUGGUUUUAUUUUGAUGCUUUCACACAAACGGUCGAGUCCACGUCUGGAGGUUUUUACGCUUAGCUCACCGGACGAUAUCACUGAAGAGCAGAGGAGUGGACGGGCCAAGCAUCAGGGGAGAAUAAGACUUUAUUACUAUCAUUAUUUUUACAUUUAAGAUGUCAAACUUUUAAAAUCAUAUCAAAAGAGAAGACUGUUCAUCUAAAUGACGACUUCAUCAACCCCUCAUGCUUGGCACAAGUACAGACCCGUGUUUAAACUCCUAUAACAGUUGAAUUCUGCAGGUUGAUGAUGUUCCUGCCAUCACAUUUUUAACAUCAUGUGAUCUGUUAUAAACCCGACACCCUGAUUCGCUUCCCGUGACGUCAGAACUCGAGUCAGGUUAUUGGACGCCUGUAUCACCUGUUAGACGAGACGCUGUAAAGAGCUGGAGCCGGGGAUGUAACCGUACCUCAAAACGAAAAGAGGAGACUCAAAUCAGAGACGGGAAAUGAAGCGCGAUACCUUUGUUGAACAGCAGAGGGCGCUGUUUAGACUUCUCCUGAAAGACGUCAUUUCGUCUCUGCAGUCUGUAACUAAAUAGAGACGUAUGGAGGCUGCAGGUUAAAAUUUUGCAGAUCAAGAAACAAGAUUUAACUAACGUUUAAAUGUUAGCAGAAGUUAUCGAUUAACUCUUGGAUGAUCAAUCUCUCUGCUACCUUCAGAGCAGGUGUCAUGCCCACAUCUCCACAGGGGGCGCUACAGCCUGGUUCAUCCUUCUGCAUUGACUCUACGCAGCUUCA
This is a messenger RNA of Notolabrus celidotus (New Zealand spotty), 3963 nucleotides long. It is a transcript of the gene srfb, whose product is annotated as serum response factor b. The record is from RefSeq and is a predicted model, not a curated record. The transcript is spliced from 8 exons. Gene Ontology annotation, biological process: positive regulation of transcription by RNA polymerase II. The coding region runs from base 467 to 2236 and encodes 589 amino acids. Gene Ontology annotation, molecular function: DNA-binding transcription factor activity, RNA polymerase II-specific; serum response element binding; protein dimerization activity. NCBI's taxonomy places the organism in Eukaryota, Metazoa, Chordata, Actinopteri, Labriformes, Labridae.